AUGGGAACCAAUCAAAUGGUUAGCGAAAAUGUACCAAAGAUUAUUGGGUUAUUGAUGUUACUAUCAAUUGCCUCAUUAGUAUCUGCUGCUGAUGAGUGCUCAGCUGUGACAACACUAGUCUCAACUUGCUCUACAUUUAUCACGUAUGGUUCGCCAGAUCCUUUUCCAGGAUCACCAUGUUGUGAUGCCAUGAUGAGCUUGGACCUUAUUUCCAACUCUAUCGACAGUCGAAGAUAUGUUUGUAGAUGCCUGAUGAAUGUCAUUACCACCUAUAAUCCCAAUGGCACAGCUAUUGCUACCUUGCCGGGCUUUUGUGGAGUCUCUUUCGGCUUCACCGUUGAUCCAAACACCGAUUGCAACUUGUAAUUAACUCUCUCUCUCUCUCUCUC
This is a messenger RNA of Quercus robur (English oak), 389 nucleotides long. RefSeq names its product putative non-specific lipid-transfer protein 14. Gene Ontology annotation, cellular component: membrane. The record is from RefSeq and is a predicted model, not a curated record. The transcript has a single exon. The coding region runs from base 1 to 366 and encodes 121 amino acids. Gene Ontology annotation, molecular function: lipid binding. Gene Ontology annotation, biological process: lipid transport. Lineage: Eukaryota; Viridiplantae; Streptophyta; Magnoliopsida; Fagales; Fagaceae.